GGCUCGUUCGAGGGUUCUGGGACUUGAAAAGCGAAAGAACUCGGGGAAAGAACUGACAGUAGCCGACAGCUGAUCGUCACUGACAGAUGUGCGUGAUUUUGUUGUGCGGACAUUAGCCACAUCGUAAGUGUGGUGUAAACGAGGAAGUUUGAGGCAAAAGUGUUUAUGUAUUGUUUGAUAAAAACAAUGCAGCAGCAUCCUUGUUUAUUAUUAUUCAGUGAGAACGUUGAAAGUAAUUGUAGGUAGAAAAAAAAGUGGUGACGAAUGUUGGAGAAAUUGUUGAAUUAGAAUCGAAAUAAAAAAGAAAACUUUUUCAAUAAUUGAAGUGUUAUGAAGAUGGAAUCGGACGAAACGAUAGCGAAAUUAUUACCUGACGAAAGUCGGAAUAUUUAUUGGAGCAGAUACGAAAGAAGACGAUGGUUUUUUUCCCUCAUUUUUGGUACUUGCAUGAUUUACGCUACGAGAGCAUCUGUACCAUUGUCAGUGCCAGUAAUAAGCAAAGAAAAAUCUUGGACCAAAACCGACUCAGGAAUAAUAUUAUCAAGUUUUUUUUGGGGCUACACCGUGACUCAAGUCGCCAGUGGCUACGUCAGCGAUCGUAUUGGUGGCCAAAAAAUUAUCUGGUUCGCUGCCCUCGGCUGGUCGACUAGUACGUUUUUUUUACCGGAAGUCAUCAACUUGUUUGACAAUGUCGAUUAUUCGGUGCCUGCCGUUGCCACGUUUCGAGCUAUCAGUGGCGCUUUUCAAGGAAUGCAUUUUCCGAGUAUGAUAAGCCUAACGAGUCAAAGACUUCACGAAUCGGAGCGAGCCUCAUUUUUUAGUGUUUUGAUAUCUGGCUCAGCUCUGGGAAUUCUUCUGUGCGGUUCGUUAGGCUCUUACUUAUUGGAGAACUAUAACUGGUCGCUGGUUUUUCAGAUGUUAGGUGGUGUAAGCGUGGCAUGGACUGCGAUACUGUAUUAUCACAGUUUGUCCAUAAAUAGCAGUAGAGUCUGGAAAAAGUCUCCUGCAAAUGAUUUACCUUGGAAAAAGCUCUGGACCAAACCAUCAUUUUGGGCUUGUGUGAUAGCUCAUGCUUGCCAAAACAACUGUUUCUUCGUACUGCUCUCCUGGAUGCCAAUGUUUUUUCACGACACCUUUCCCGAAGUCAAGGGCUGGGUCGUAAAUAUGUUGCCAUGGCUGUCCAUGCUACCAUGCACAAUUUUGGGUAAAGUCAUUUCCGAAAAGCUCAUCAAUUCUGGAUACUCGGUCACAUCGACGCGCAAAAUAAUCCAAAGCUUUUGCUUUGUUUCUGGCAUCGUCAGCCUCCUUGUGCUCGCUCGAGUACAGACGUUCCAAGGGGCACUUUGGUGUCUGACUUUAAUUAUCGGAGGUUCAGGCUUUCAUAGCAAUGCUGUUGCUGUCAAUCCCUCGGAUCUUGCACCGAGACACUCGGGCAGCGUUUUCGGACUCAUGAAUACUGUUGGCGCUAUCCCUGGUUUCGUUGGAGUCUACUUUGCUGGAUACAUUUUGCACAUGACCCACAGCUGGCCUGUGGUCUUUCUUUAUAUCGCCGCUAUCGAUACAUUCGGCUGGGCCGUGUAUCUGGCGUUUGGAGGUGGUAAACCAAUCAUAUGAUUUUUUGUAUAAUAAGAUGGGUGUAUCGGAAGUGUAAAUAAAAUAAUUUAUAGACAA
Venturia canescens is the source of this 1671-nucleotide messenger RNA. RefSeq names its product major facilitator superfamily transporter 18 (gene MFS18). Bases 331 to 1614 code for a protein of 427 amino acids. Gene Ontology annotation, molecular function: transmembrane transporter activity. The transcript is spliced from 7 exons. Gene Ontology annotation, biological process: transmembrane transport. The record is from RefSeq and is a predicted model, not a curated record. NCBI's taxonomy places the organism in Eukaryota, Metazoa, Arthropoda, Insecta, Hymenoptera, Ichneumonidae.